AACCUUAUGCUUUACGUCUAGUGUAUGCCACGGUAUGAGGAACACAUACGAUAUACAUGAUGGAGAAACACCUCUGUCACUGGCACUACGGAGUGGAAACCCGAACUGUGUCAUGUUUGCCAAAGCUGUGGCUGAUGCUACCAUGGAUAAAACCAGCAUGAAAAUUCUCAAAAAAAAACUCGGGUCAAAGUUCAACCAAGUGAGCAACAUUAUGAUGAUUCAGGCCCUGUCGAAAGAAGAUGCUAUGUCAUUCAAGAAACCUAGACACUGGAGUAAGAAAAAGAUGGGUCAGUACGAAUCCACCCACGAGAUGGCCGACAUCCUGGCUCUGAAACAGGACGGUAUGGUGCAUCCACAGGCGUGGCCACACUGGCAUCAGACCCUGCAGUCUCGCAGACCCAGCAGGACGUCGAACCGAGGUAUAUUCAGAGGCGAAUUCAUCCUCAUGAGGUCCUCGCCCCCGGGCACCUGCGCCAGGAGGGACAGGAUGAGAUUGGGGAGUCCACAGAACGGAUACCUGUACGCACAGAGAAACAGACCUUGUCCAAUCAGUCUCCCUCUACAACGGCACGAGUACCCCACACGCAUACACCAGAUCGAGGCUGAGGAAGAUCUUGAUAUUGAUGACAUGGAAAGGUUCAGCCAGAGGACGCCACUUGGGAUGAUCCAGGAGUACAACGGAUUCCACCAGGGAAGCCGAGACUCGUCAUUGGAUGACAUCAAGGAGGAACAGGAGGACGGGUUCGACUCCGUGUCCGUCUACAGCAGGACGCUCCCCAUCGUCCGACGAGCAAACCUAUCUCGUGACGACACAAGCGAGUACGAAGAGGCAAAAACUGUGUUUUCGUCGACAAAGAAGUUCUUCGCAAAGAGGAAGAAACACAAGGACGAGAAGGAAAAGCUGUCGACGGUCCAGGAAGACGAGUACACAGACGAUCGGUCUCCCUCUCCGGAAAUAGACUACAGCUCGGAUGAGUCAGGCAUCUCCGGAUUUGAAGGUCAGAAUGGUUUCAACUUGUCUACGUCUGCAGAGUCGGGACACAUGAAGAGGCUGUCUUGUGGGUCGUCUGACUCUGCCAUGAGGGAUUCAGAUGGUGGAUCUUCCCUAUGUUCAGACAUGGAGGGUGCUGUCACGACGGUGGAGAUCAACAUUGUACACUGCGAGGAUGACGUUAACAAGAAACCAUCAGACGAUAUGAGUGGUUACGAAAGUUCUCUGCCCUCGUCGCGAAUUCUUCCCGAUUCUGAUGAAACAGCUGUGUUCACAUUUGGCGACACAACCGAAGAUGGUUGCUCUGAGAGAGGAUCUGUGAAAAAAUUCCCUUUACCAGAAAGGCCACCAUGGAAGAGUAAAGGCUUAGUCCACAUGCAAAUGAACGCGCGUAAAUUCAGCUCUUCCAGCGAGGAGGAAGACGAUGUUCCCAUCCCAAGCUUCCUGCACGUGAAGAAAGAAAGCAAGCAAACACAGUUGGCUGAUCAGCAUGACGAUGAACAUCUGUACAGUGAGAUUGUUCCUCUGUCCGAGAACGAGAGUGAAAAGGAAACCACACAGGCCACGUCCGCACAGGAGACGUGCAAACAACCUUUGGAUGUGUCUCAUUCAGGCUCGUCUAAUCUCGGUUUGAACUCCAGUAGCUUAGCAGCCAUCCUCAAGCACAGCAUUACAAACGGAACGUUCAAAAGAACUGUACGAGGAAUUCCACCAGCUCACAACACGUGUAAUCCAGUCUUCAGUUCUGAGAACAUAGUCAAAGAUCCUUCUACGUUAGAACGAAGAAGAAAUCAAUCUUCGGCUAGGAGAGAUUCUGCUACUGAUCAAACUGUCAAGAAUAACGAGAGACAGAAAAUGCAGGAUAAACGUGAGAGACAGGAACGAGAACAGAGACAAUAUGGAGAAAAAAUACGAGACAGGCAAGAGCGAGAAGAAAAACAAGUCAGAGAAGACAGACAAGCGAAAGAAGAGAGACAGGUCGAUAAGCAAGAGAAGGUCGAGAGACACAAACCGAACAACCCGGAUAAGGCACAGAUGCAGGCUACUUCAGACUCGGAUGAGGGGAUUGGAAGUCAUGAUGACAGUGCAGAACACGUAGAAUUAAAACUGGUCGAGAAAGAAGAUAAUGAACCGAAGAAACGAGGACUGAAAAUUAAGGAACUGCAAGAAAUUCUUAUCAAAAAGGAUUUACCCUUUGCCAACCCGGCGCUAAUACUCGGUAUCCAGGCGAAAAAGCAAGAGGCGAAAGAACCCAGAAAAAACCCGGUGACAGUUGCUCUAGCAGCGAGAACACGACGUGGAUCAUGUAGCGAUUCUGAUACAGAGGUCAUUCUGAAGCCAUCAGCCAUCGUGAGUCCCAAACGUGCGGCUCCACCCAUACCAAACACCACCAGCACGAUGACGACAUCACUGGCACCACCAGCGCCACCACUACCACCACCACCCUCAACUCUUCCCAAAGUGAACAGAAAUGUGACGAAUGCUUCAGCUGCCAGACUGGCGUCCAGGAAAUGUGAACGUGAUUCCGAGAAAACAUACGCAACCACAACGAAACUGAGCGAGACGAAAGACGAACUGUGUUUUGACGAGGAAACGAAAGCCAGAAUCUCCUCCAUCAAGUCGAUGCUUCAGAGAGCCACAUUUGCUGAUAAACCAAUGGGGACAAUGUCCCUACCCAGGAAAAUAUCCAGCGUUUCAUAGGAGGAUUCGCUACCAUGGUGAUUCAUAUUUAGUACAGUAUCUAAAACUGUGAUAUGGAUUUAAUAUUGUGAUUCGGAACCGAAGUAUUGUGAUUAUAAUUUGGUACAGCGAUAUUCUGGCUGAUAUUCGGUACACUAUUAAUAUUAUGGUUUCGAUUUGGUACAGUAGCUUUUGUUAUUUCGAUUCAUCACAAUGCUGUUGUGUUUUGGAUUCAGUACGGUGGUGUUGUGGUUUGUAUUUCAUCAAGUGGUUUCAUCAUUAGAAUUAAGUACAGUAAUGUUUAAACUUGACUUUGAGUCAGUGCUGUUGUAACUGAUUCGGUUCAGUGCUAUUAAAACUGUGAUAUGAUUGUUCAAAGAUUUGCGAAUUUCUCAAAUCGUGUGUUGGGAUGUGUCGGUUAGACCAGCUAUACAGCUGUGAUCUACUGGGCACGAUUGGCGGUUACCGUUUCUGAACUGAUAAGAGUUGGCGCAUCUUUCCUUUGUGAACCGAGAAAAGUGUUUAAACAAACUGUUGACUUUAAAAUUUAAUAUACGUUGUAUAAACACCCCCAGAAUUCUGUUGUGUACACUGAAUGUGCUGAUUUGAGUGUUAAUGUGAGAGAACCUUUACUACCUUGUAAUAUAUAAGGAUCUUUAUAGAGAAACACUUUUAUUGUACCUGUGUGCUAUCAGUAAUAGUACACCAUUAUGUAUACAAAUAUGUCAUUAUAGCACAAUGUUAAAUAUCCAGAUCUGUUUUAUGCUGCUUACUAUGCUUUGGAGUGGUAUAAAUAAAAUACUUACUGUUUUUAUGUGGAGUAGUGCUAUAUCUCUGUGUUUAAUAAACAAAUUCUUUUGAGUGGUAUAUAAAUUUAGUAUUCCGUUAUGUGGAUCGGUAUUUAAAUUUAUGGUCCUAACUCAGCAUUAAUACGAGUCACUAGUCAUGAAUGCGUAUGAUUUUGGAGAGGAAUAGAAACUAUACGAUUGCUGUGUCUUGGCAUUUUGUCAAAACAGUCUUAUGCCUCAAUGCAUUUCGGUUGUAUUGACAUUGGUGCUCUAUGGCAGGGUGGUAGAUUGUCUGUUUAAGACACAGACUGCUGACUUUCGUCUGGCCUGCCUGUUUUUAAGGAAGAUUCUACGAUGUUUACAUAUAACGGUUUGAGAGGCAGUAUGUAUCAAUUCCUCACAAAAGCUACCAGCUGUAUAUUUAAGUGAGGGUCACGUGUUUCGUAUCUCUGCAUAAGGGAGACAAAAAUACGUUUUGACAACGUUAUACUAUCUUACCAAACUAGAUUAAAGUAGAUGUAUCAACCGAAACGUCCAGUCAUAGAUUCAGUCUAGUGGGGAGGGUAUGUGUUUCUAUAUUAUUUGCUUUUAAUAUUUAUUUGAUGUAUUUGUUCUGUUACUGCUUUUAUAAUUGUAAAUAUAGUAUUGUACAUAAUAUAAAACUGCAUUAUAUACAUUACCGUAAACACAUAUAUCGUUACUACUGAGAAACGUACCUAUUUUGAGGAAGGUAGGUGUGGGUACUGAAUGCUAUAUAUUUUACGUUGAUAUGUCUGGUCGGUCUAGAAAAGACGUGGUGUCACAGGUCCACGUACAGUUACAUGUACACGUGUUUCCUAUAGAAAAGUGUAAUGGUUCCAUUUAAAAUUAUUUACACUUCUUUUCCUUACCAACUGAUCUCGCAUGUAACUAAUUACCGCAUCGUCGAAAGUGUUUUAUUUCGCGUCAAAUAAAAUAAGGGACCGAUAGUGUGCUAUAGACAUUUGCAAUUCGAAUUGUCCAACAUUAACACACAAAAAAACCUGAUUUAAAAAAAAACCCCUCAUAAUAUUAAAUUAAACACAAACUUUAAAUAAGCUACACCAAUAAACUAUGCGUUUAAAAAUUGAAUAUUAUAUUUUUCCACUUUAGCAAUUCCGGUUAAUCACGUGCAUGUUGUCCAGUUCUUACUUAACCAAUUAAAACGCGCGAGAUAUAGAACUAGUAUUUUACAGCAUUGACGUAUUAUUUUAAAUUUGUUUGGUGACAUGUGAAAAUCUAGUAACAUGAAGCUAAUACCAUUACAAAACAACAGGAUGGGAUAGCUAGUGUCAGGACAAAACUAAUAGGAUCUAGUAACUAAUAUCAUUACAAAACAACAGGAUGGGAUAGCUAGUGUCAGGACAAAACCAAUGGGUUCAGGUAAUUAGGUUUUAAAUUCAAACAGGGUUAUUAUUCCAAAAUCAGUUUUAAAAUAAUGGGAUCAGAUAACUAGUACCACGACAAAACCAAUAGGAUGGGGUAAUUAGUACCAUGAAAAACAAGGAUGUAGUAACUAAUACCAUUACAAUGCCAAUAGGAUUGGGUAACUAGUACCAUGACGAAACUAAUAGGAUAAGGUAACUAGUACCAUGGCAAAACCAAUGGCAUGGGAUAACUAGUACCAUGACAAAAACUAAUGGGAUCAGAUGACUAGUAUCAUGAAAUCAGGUCUAUGACGAAACUGGUACUAUGGCGAAAGUUAUUUCAUACUGAAGUGUUUAGUGAAAUCUUAGUACGAAAAACACAUCUGCCAUUGCGUGCCAAACCAAUACCAAGAGGAAACUAAAGUACCAAUCACAGAUAUACCCCAUCGUGGUUUAGCUUGUUAGAUAUGGUUUGUGAAAAUAUGUGGAACGAGAAAGUGAAAAUUGUAUUAGUAUUAUAAUGACCUGUAAACCUGGGUUUCCAUAGAAGUUCACGUGUCAUGAUUAACGUUUCACAAUUCACUUUCAUGACGGUUUCACGUAGACUCGGUUCAUUUGUCACUUUCGUUUUCCACACCAUACCAUAAUUAUCACACCAUACCAUAAUUAUCAUACCAUACCAUAAUUAUCAUACCAUACCACACCAUAAUCUAAUCAUAUCAUAUCAUUUCCACUCAGUUAGCAACCAAAUAUCUUUCAAGAUUUUUGUAAAAUGUACCCAAAAUCCACGAAGGAAGAAACUACCGUAUUUACAUUUUCAACAUAAUGUAAUAGAUUUUGCAUUAUGUAGGUUAUUUCGCAACUACAAUGAUUAAAUAAUUUAACUGUGCUUCGCUGUUCAUGUCACAACCCCCCCCCCCCC
Molecule: messenger RNA, 5766 nt
Organism: Gigantopelta aegis
Lineage: Eukaryota; Metazoa; Mollusca; Gastropoda; Neomphalida; Peltospiridae
Exons: 6
Coding region: 35-2692 (885 amino acids)
Source: RefSeq, a predicted model, not a curated record